Messenger RNA from Lycium barbarum (goji berry), 1417 nucleotides. RefSeq lists its product as uncharacterized. Gene Ontology annotation, biological process: positive regulation of cytoplasmic translation. Gene Ontology annotation, cellular component: cytoplasm. The transcript has 8 exons. NCBI's taxonomy places the organism in Eukaryota, Viridiplantae, Streptophyta, Magnoliopsida, Solanales, Solanaceae. Gene Ontology annotation, molecular function: translation regulator activity; zinc ion binding; mRNA binding. The record is from RefSeq and is a predicted model, not a curated record. The coding region runs from base 171 to 1355 and encodes 394 amino acids.
AGGAAGGAAAAAAAAAAAAAAAAAAAAGAGUAUAGGAUAGAACCAUGAAAUCUUGCUGUCUGUUUUGCAUCCACAUAUAGCUCCUUAAAAGAUCAAAAAAUCUCCAUGUUAAAUUUCUCUCGCUCUUUUUCAAGAAAAUCUUUGUUCCUCCAUGUACUAUAAUAUCAAGAAUGUCAUCAGCAAUAUGUUCAUCAAUGGUACCUCACUGGAGAUACUGUAACAAGAAUUUGCACUACUGGAUAUUGCCACCUUCAAAGACUAAACUUAGUUUCGUUUAUUUCCCUAUUUUCUCUUCUUUCACUAAUAAUGAUGAUUCUGUCUCACCCAUCAAACAAAAUCAGGCUAUGUAUGAUCCUUCGGAGGAGCUGUUUGGACUUGCUGCAGAUUUGCAGCCAAGGAAGGUCGUUUCUAGUGCUUCGAAUCAAAGGUCGUGGUUUGGCCCAAACGGCCAGUAUAUAAGAGAAUUGCCUUGCCCAAGCUGCAGAGGAAGGGGCUACACUCCAUGUGUCGAAUGUGGAAUAGAGAGAUCUCGCUUAGAUUGUUCACUAUGUAAUGGAAAGGGUAUGAUGACUUGUCAUCAGUGCGGAGGAGAUUGUGUCAUUUGGGAAGAGUCUAUUGAUGAAAGACCUUGGGAGAAAGCUCGAUCAAGUUCCCCUUUAAAAGUAAAGGAAGACGAUGAAGUGGACAACUUAGACAUAAACCUUCGUGCGAAGAGAAAAACCAAGCGUGUCUACCAAUCUCCCAACACGGAAGUCAAUUUGAAGAUCAGCAGAUCACUAAAAAGCCUAAAUGCCAAGACUGGAUUAUUUAGCAAGAGGAUGAAAAUUAUCCAUGGCGAUCCCAUGCUUCAUGCAGAAAGAGUAGCUGCUAUUAAGAAAGCAAAAGGGACACCAGCUGCUAGAAAACGUGCCUCGGAAUCCAUGAAAAAUUACUUCCGCGAUCCAGAUAACCGUCGCAAGAGAAGCAUAUCCAUGAAAGGGGUGAAAUUUUACUGUAGAAAUUGUGGACAGCAAGGGCAUAGGAGUAACUACUGUCCAGAAAUUCGAGACAACACGGAUAGACGUUAUAGAUGUGGAUUAUGUGGAGCAAAAGGUCAUAAUAGAAGAACCUGCUUAAAGUUGACCUUAAUUGUACCGAAAAAGAUGGUUAAGAUUAACCAUCAUUGCAGCAAGUGUCAAAGAAUUGGACAUAAUAGAAGGACAUGCCGCCAAAAGAAUGAGUUCGACACUAAAGUUGUUGCGACAAUCAAAACUCGAGUAAAGAGAACUUACAGCUGCAGCGUGUGCUUAGGAAAAGGACACAAUGCCAGGACAUGUGUUCAUAAAAUAACUCCAAAAGCAGAUAGUUCUUUGUAAGAAAUCCCUGAUGUCCGACUUUAUUCACAUAUUUCGGUUAAUCAAAUAUUCUGGUUCUUUUC